UGUGUGAUUUUUCAAAUAUAGGCAAGUGAGUCUGGCUGGGAGAGCGUUGGUGUUAGAAAUCAGGCCCAAGGCCGAAAUUGGCAAUCCGGAUUUGGUAUAGAAAAAUCAAAAGGUCUCUCUGGACCUAGUUUCUGGCAAGAGGGAGGGAGCAUUCCUCCAACCCACCUGCAAGGGUCCCAGGACUGGGGAUGGGCAGGGACUUCUGCAAUGUGGUGGUUCGAGGGUUGUUUUUUUUGUGUCAUCGUUUUAUUCAUUAAUGAAACUGAUAUCGUUCAGACUUGAUCACUAGGAAGGCAAGUAUUUCUCAGCGAGAUGGGUAAGGAGCCCGAGCAAGGUAGAUGCUUUCUCUGUGCCAAUUCCCCUCAUCCUGUGAUGGUCUCAGCUUUCAGUCUGGGACUCAGUUCCCUCCAGCCCAAUCCCAGUCUCCCAGUUGGGUAAAUUCAGUGGUUACUGGGACCCUUGGGAAGUUCAUUGGGAAACCCCAGAUUCCCCCAGGUUUACCAGAUCCCCAUUUUGGUCCCACUGCCUGAGACCCUAGCAGGUGGCAGAGUGAGCAAAUUUAGACAGAAAGAGCCUGCCUGGGGCCAGGGAGGUGGGGGAAACGGGGUUCCCCCACAGGCUUCAGGGAUUAUUCCCCUUUUCUGGCCCCAGGAGGUACGGGAGGCUGGGAGGGGCCGGAAUAUCAUCUGGCUGCAUCUUUUAUGGUUCCUCAUUGCCCUUCAUUCGGAAAUGAAACGCCUUUGAUCUUUUUCUCAGGUUGUAAACGGAAUUGCCCAUCAUUAAAUAUCCGGGGCCCCAUCUGUUUGGUCUCCCAGCAUUUUUCUUUACAGCUGUUUCUCUCUCUUUUUACCAUUGAAUUUUUCCAAAAGGACUUUUAUGACACCUCCUUCACACCCAGCCGCCUCUGCCUCCUCCCUUCGCAGAGAGGCGCCUAGGAAAAUAUCUAGAUACUCGUUUGAUGGCAAACUAAAGGCUGCGAGGGGCACGGAGGAGCCGAUUGGGGUUUUGUUUUUCUUUAAAAAAAAAAAAAUAAAAGUCCUGGGGGGAGGGGAGGGGCGCAAGGGCACCCAGAAGGGCCUGAUUCUGACUUCGCUGCAGCCUCGGGAUGACCCUUUCUCCUUUUGUGCUUAGCUAAUGUUUACAUCUCAUAAUUCAUGCGCCGCCCAGGGUUGUGCGGCAGCCCCGAGGUUCGCGUCCCUUUGCGGGACCGGCUGCUUCUAUUUCUGAUAGAAGAGAAAGAGAGUUGAAAACCUUGAAAUCCCCAAAAUGGACCCGCAGUGUCUUUUCCUGCUCCCAGAGCUCAAAUGUAGAACAAAACGAAAUAAAAUCAAAGCACUGAAACUACACCCCAAACGAAGAAGGCGCGGAAAGUAGGAGAACUGGAAAAUUUCUGGGCCAAGAAGAUCUGUCUGUCUUCUGUAUAUACCCUGUAGAUCCGAAUUUGUGUAAGGAAUUUUGUGGUCACAAAUUCGUAUCUAGGGGAAUAUGUAGUUGACAUAAACACUCCGCUCAUUUUUUUUCCCCGAAGAAUUUUUUUUUUUCCCAAAAAGAGGACCAUCCGAUGACUGACUGCUCGAAGACUCCUUCCUCUUUUUUUUUUUUUUUCCUUCCUUCUUCUUUUCCUUCCUCAUUAGUUAGGGAUGGAGGAAUCAUCUACCUGAAAUCUCUCAUGCCUGCCCCUGGAAGUCUUGGUCACUUUUCCACUUUUCUUAAUAGGUUAAUAUUGGUGGUGGUGGUGUUUUAUCUUCUCCUCCAAGCCCACUUAUUCUCUAUUCUGGGAUCAGGGAGGCUUUACUGAGAAUCCGGAAAAAAUGACUAUUGUCGUCAGUGUGAGAAGGCAAAGAAAAUCGUUUUUCAAACGGAUGUUGAGGUCGCCUUUUCGUUUGGGAUCUGAACAAGAUGCCCUGGAAAUAUGCAAUUAUUAAGGGGUGUUACUGUAUGUGGGGGUCAUCCUAGGGCUCCUACACUCAGCAACAGAAGGUUGUGCGAUUUCUGUUCACUGCAGAGGCAGCUGCAUUAGCGGCAAUUAGAACGUCUGGACACCGUGGUUAGCACUGCUCGGGUGGUUCUGGAAUUAGCAAAUUGCUAUUCGGCGUGCUCUGAAAAGUUGCAGGAUUUUUACUCCAGCACUCGUGUUCAGUGUGGGAAACCAAGUCGUUUCUUCCGGCGUGGGCCGUGUGGGGCAAGGGGAGAGGAGUGGAUAAGAGAGGUGAACGGACGGACUGACUGAUACAGCCAAACUAAUAGCGCAGCUAAAUGCGAUUUGGAAGGGGAGGUCUCCCCGAAUUAGUGCAUGAAUUUCCUAUCGAUCCGCCCGCGGUUCCAUUCAUCUCUGACAAGUCCCUCCUGCACCCGCCUGCUUGCUCCCGACGCCUCCUCUCUCACUCCCUACCCCUCCCCAGGCGACUGCGGAGAAAAGCCCGCUGCUCAGUGCCCUCUCGCCCCCCAUGUAGGUUCCCCUCUCUAAGCGGAGCCCCCAGUCUGCCCCUCACUUAACUCCCCACCCAGACUCCUGGGCUCCUUCCCGUCGUGAGGAGGGGAUGGGGGACUCUGGGAGGCAGAGGAUGCGGGGCGGUGAGGCGGGACAGGAGGGGGCUGCACCGAGAGCCCCAACUUCCGAGGGGAUCCAAGGAUUGUUCUCUGCCCAGCGCCCCAACAGGCCCUCCGGCGGCACCCUGCCCUCUUCCUUUCAUUCUCUUCCCCUCUUUUUCUCUCACUCUCUUUCUCCGAUCCCGGAGAGAGCUAGGCGAGGAGGCGGUCGCCCCGCAGGAGCCCUAUGUAAAUCCUGGUGUUGGGUGGGUGGGGAGGGGGAAAGAGAAGAAGGGGAAAUAAACCUCUUUGGCUGGAGUAGGGUCCGGGUGAGCAGAUUUCCUUAUCCGGGAAUCGCAGGCGGGGCGGCCAUUGGCUCCGAGGAUCACGUGGGCCCCUAACUUUGUUCACUUGACAGUAAGUAGGAGGGCUUUCGGAAACAGGAAAACGAGUCAGGGGUCGGAAUAAAUUUUAGUAUAUUUUGUGGGCAAUUCCCAGAAAUUAAUGGCUAUGAGUUCGUUUUUGAUCAACUCAAACUAUGUCGACCCCAAGUUCCCUCCGUGCGAGGAAUAUUCACAGAGCGAUUACCUACCCAGCGACCACUCGCCGGGGUACUACGCCGGCGGCCAGAGGCGAGAGAGCAGCUUCCAGCCGGAGGCGGGCUUCGGGCGGCGCGCGGCGUGCACCGUGCAGCGCUACGCGGCCUGCCGGGACCCGGGGCCCCCGCCGCCUCCGCCACCACCCCCGCCGCCCCCGCCACCGCCCGGGCUGUCCCCUCGGGCUCCUGCGCCGCCACCCUCCGGGGCCCUCCUCCCGGAGCCCGGCCAGCGCUGCGAGGCGGUCAGCAGCAGCCCCCCGCCGCCUCCCUGCGCCCAGAACCCCCUGCACCCCAGCCCGUCCCACUCCGCGUGCAAAGAGCCCGUCGUCUACCCCUGGAUGCGCAAAGUUCACGUGAGCACGGUAAACCCCAAUUAUGCCGGCGGGGAGCCCAAGCGCUCUCGGACAGCCUACACUCGCCAGCAGGUCUUGGAGCUGGAGAAGGAAUUUCACUACAAUCGCUACCUGACGCGGCGCCGGAGGGUGGAGAUCGCCCACGCGCUCUGCCUCUCCGAGCGCCAGAUCAAGAUCUGGUUCCAGAACCGGCGCAUGAAGUGGAAAAAAGACCACAAGUUGCCCAACACCAAGAUCCGCUCGGGUGGCACCGCAGGCUCAGGCGGAGGGCCCCCUGGCCGGCCCAAUGGAGGCCCCCCCGCGCUCUAGUGGCCCCCACGCGGGAGCCAGGAACCUCGGGGCGGGUGUGGGUUGUGAGCGCGGGGAGGGGGGCGGGGGAGAGAAGCGGGAGGGGACCCUGGGGCCUGGGUCCGCCAAAACCUACCUGCCGCCCCCCACUUUAUCUAUUUACACGAAUAAACGCAGAGGAGGGGGAGGGGAAGCUUUAUUUAUAGAAAUGACAAUAGGGAGCCGGGGGAGGCCCCCCCAAAAGCAAGGUUCAAGUCUCUUGCUUUCUUCCUUAAAAGAAGAAGAAGUAGAAGAAGAAGGAAAAAAAAAAAAAAGGAAGGAAGAAAAAGAAGAAGAAGAAGAAGAAGAGAAAGAAGAAGACAGAAAGAGAAAUAGGAGGAGGUUGCACUCCUCGCUUUCAGCUUUGGCGAAGAUGGAUCCACGUUUCAUCUUUAAUCACGCCAGGCCCAGGCCCAUCUGUCUUGUUUACUCUGCCGAGGAGAGGACGGGCCUCGGUGGCGACCAUUACCUCGACACCCGGCUAACAAAUGAGGCCCGGCUCGGCCGCCGCCUCUGCUGCUGCCGCCGCUGGAAGACAGCCUGGAUUUUCUUUCUUUGUCCCCUAUUCCUGACACCCAGCGAAAGCACCCUGUGACUGCCAGAUAGCACAGUGUUUUGGCCACGGUAACACACACACACACACACACACACACACACACCCUGCUCCCCUCCCGUGCCCCUCCACAGGGAGAACACUGACUUCUCACCCCCCUUGCACUGCUGGGCUGGGCUGGGGGCGGGCAGCAGGAAGGGGACAAGUGGAGGCAGGGGUGGUCUUGGCAACAGCAGGAGCAGGCAGGGAAGUUGAGUCCGAGGG
Molecule: messenger RNA, 4624 nt
Organism: Mustela erminea (ermine)
Lineage: Eukaryota; Metazoa; Chordata; Mammalia; Carnivora; Mustelidae
Gene: HOXB4
Product: homeobox B4
Exons: 2
Coding region: 3034-3789 (251 amino acids)
Biological process (GO): embryonic skeletal system morphogenesis; anterior/posterior pattern specification; regulation of transcription by RNA polymerase II
Cellular component (GO): nucleus
Molecular function (GO): DNA-binding transcription factor activity, RNA polymerase II-specific; RNA polymerase II cis-regulatory region sequence-specific DNA binding
Source: RefSeq, a predicted model, not a curated record